AUGGCAGCUGUUGUGUACUUAGUCGUCCACUCUCCGUCCACUGGCGCCAACGUCUCGCUCAUUUGCUCAAAGACGAAGGUCUCACCUCUCAAGCAUCUAACCAUCCCGAGGUUAGAACUCACGGCAGCGCUGCUACUCUCCACGUUAAUUCAUCAUGUUUGCGCUACUCUGAACAUGAACAUUACCAAAACUCAUUUGUGGACGGACUCUCAAGUGACACUCUCAUGGAUCAAAGCUCAUCCCUCAAGGUGGAAAGACUACGUCAGAAACCGAGUGACCAAGAUUCAAGAACUCACCGAGGGAACUCAAUGGAGGCACAUCGCAGGCACCUCAAAUCCAGCUGACUGUGCAUCACGUGGAAUAACCACAGAUCAGCUCGAACACCAUCCUCUCUGGUGGUCGGGACCACUAUGGAUGACUCAACCAGAGGACUCUUGGCCCUCUGAACCAGAGACCGCCCUCGACGAUUUGUGCGCACAAGAAGCCAGGGCCGGGGUCUCACUACAUGCAUCUCACUCAGUCAAGGAGUAUCAAUGGGAUCUCAUUCACCGAUUCUCAUCGCUCACCAAGCUCUUGAGAAUUACUGCUCUAUGCCUCAAUUUCACCAAGAAGCUCUCAGGAAACCUCAACUCUUCACCAGCCGCACUCAUCACCUCAGAAGAAGUAGAAAACUCAAGACUGUUCUGGGUCAAGGCCACUCAAGCAGUCUACUUCCCAGAGGAGCUCGCCCUACUCAGACGACAAGGGCAGCUGUCUCCAUCCAAUCCUCUCUGCAAGCUCACUCCAUUCAUAGACAGCGAUGGUGUGCUCAGAGUGGGUGGACGGCUAGACAAUGCUGAACUCUCAUACGAUGUAAAACAUCCUGCAAUUCUUCCUCGCUCAUCAAGAUUCUCCGAACUGAUCAUCGCAGACGCUCAUCAACAGACGAAGCAUGGAGACACUCAGUCAACGCUAGCAUUCAUCAGACGACUCUAUUGGAUAAUCGGCGGCAGAGCUCCAGUAAAGUCUCACAUUCUCAGGUGCGUGGUGUGUGCUCGCCAAAGGGGGAUCCGUGCACAUCAACUGAUGGGCCAACUACGUCUGGCGCGAGUCACACCGUCACGCCCUUUCUCUCACACUGGAAUCGAUUAUGCUGGCCCACUCACUCUCAAGACGUGGAAGGGUCGAGGCUCAAAAACCUACAAGGGUUGGAUCUGCGUCUUCGUCUGCCUCACGACAUCGGCCACUCACCUGAAAGUGGUUUCAGAUUACUCAACCGAAGGUUUCAUCGCAACCUACAGACGUUUCACCUCCAGACGAGGAAUUCCAUCAGCCCUCUACUCGGACUGCGGAACCAACUUCCUGGGUGCUGACGCACAACUCAAACAGUGCUUCGGCGCAAGCUCAGCAGGUCAUCACAAAAUCUCAACGGUACUGGCUCAAGACAGGACUCAGUGGCAUUUCAACCCCUCCGCAGCUCCUCAUAUGGGUGGAAAAUGGGAAGCAGUGGUGAAGUCUCUGAAAUUUCACAUGAGGCGAACAAUUGGAGACGUAACACUCACGUUCGAGGAAAUCACUACUCUUCUCACUCAAAUUGAAGCAAUUCUCAAUUCCAGACCACUCGAGCCACUCAGCGAUGACCCAGAUGACACUUCAGCACUCACACCGGGACACUUCCUCAUUGGCACUGCGCUAAAUGCCGUUCCUGAGCCAUCUCUUCUGGAACUUCCUACAAAUAGAUUGUCUCGAUGGCAAUUUAUCCAACAAGGGAUGCAACAGUUCUGGCACAUGUGGUCGACUCAAUACCUGCAGCGAUUGCAAGCCGUCUCCAAGUGGCAUCACCCACACAACAAUAUUCAGGUGGGCUCACUAGUACUACUCACUGAUGAACGUUUACCACCAGGAAAGUGGCCUAUGGCCAGGGUACUCAAGCUGCUGCCAGGAAAGGAUGGACUCACCAGGGUGGUAUCUCUGAAGAGAGCCACAUCUACGCUCACCCGACCAAUUGCCAAGCUUGCGCUUCUCCCAGUGACGUCUCCAGGAAACUCAUCAACACCGGUGCCGAUGGCGGGCGGAAAUGUUUGA
This is a messenger RNA of Diprion similis, 2064 nucleotides long. RefSeq lists its product as uncharacterized. NCBI's taxonomy places the organism in Eukaryota, Metazoa, Arthropoda, Insecta, Hymenoptera, Diprionidae. Gene Ontology annotation, molecular function: nucleic acid binding. The record is from RefSeq and is a predicted model, not a curated record. The transcript has a single exon. The coding region runs from base 1 to 2064 and encodes 687 amino acids. Gene Ontology annotation, biological process: DNA integration.